This is a messenger RNA of Spodoptera littoralis (African cotton leafworm), 795 nucleotides long. The record is from the annotation of a GenBank genome assembly. NCBI's taxonomy places the organism in Eukaryota, Metazoa, Arthropoda, Insecta, Lepidoptera, Noctuidae.
AUGUGUCAGUUGAUGUUUUACAUCGUUUCUAUAUUUUCUGUUUUAAAAAGUGCGACUGGCUUAGGUGAAAUAAUUUACGCGAUCAAUGCAGGCGGUCCGUCCCACACGGACAUCUAUGGCAUACACUAUGAAAAGGACCCUCUACAAGGAAGAAUAGGCACGGCUUCUGAUUAUGGUAAACAACUGGUUAUGAUCGGUAGAGUUAACACAAAAGAUGAAAUAUUGUAUCAAACUGAGCGAUAUCACCACAGCACGUUUGGCUACGAUAUUCCUGCGAACAGAGACGGCGACUAUGUGCUUGUGCUUAAGUUCAGUGAAGUGUAUUUCAAUGCCCCUAACAUGAAAGUAUUUGACGUGGUUUUAAACGGAGAUCAUACUAUUGUAGCGGACUUGGACAUUUUUGACAAAGUAGGUCGUGGUGUCGCACAUGACGAGUAUAUCCCUUACUCAAUUAAAAAUGGUAAAUUGUAUUACAAUGAGGAAGAGUCUGACAUAAGAGGUGGGAAAAUAAAGGUAGAAUUCAUUAAGGGAUACAGAGAUAAUCCUAAAAUCAAUGCAUUGUAUGUAAUGAGAGGCACAAUUGAUGAAGUGCCUAAACUGCCCCCAUUGGUGUGGCCAGAAAAUGAAACUGAAGAACCGAGAGAUGAAGUAGAAGAAAAGAGUUCUAAGUCAAAGCGUGCCAGUGGCCCUAAACAACCUGAUCCAUACUCUAUGGACGAGAGUUCAGUGCUGAUCCCAGUUUUUAUAACUAUAGGUGCUUUCAUUCCACUUUUAUUCUGCCUCUGUAAACUAUAA